Scatophagus argus is the source of this 3573-nucleotide messenger RNA. RefSeq names its product cadherin-related family member 5a (gene cdhr5a). Gene Ontology annotation, biological process: multicellular organism development; cell-cell junction assembly; adherens junction organization. Bases 1023 to 2909 code for a protein of 628 amino acids. NCBI's taxonomy places the organism in Eukaryota, Metazoa, Chordata, Actinopteri, Scatophagidae. The transcript is spliced from 15 exons. The record is from RefSeq and is a predicted model, not a curated record. Gene Ontology annotation, molecular function: calcium ion binding; cadherin binding. Gene Ontology annotation, cellular component: adherens junction; catenin complex; membrane.
CACGUGCUUGUGCAAAUCAAACCAUUCUUGCAAGUUCACCACCGGCCACUGUAUGAACAGCUGACUGAUGCGUUUUGGAGCAAAGCGGCACACCUGGCGGGCACGUUCACGUCGUACAAUGAGACAAGCGGAUGCAGGGACCUGACUCAAACGUCAUGCGGCGCGAAGACGCCCUGGACGCUUUGUGCGCAGACUGGAUUACAGAGUUGAAGAAGUGUCAAAGGGGGAUUACAGCAGUUUCUACUGCUGCUGAAGCUGUCUGCUGGCACUGUGCGUGAGUCUCAACGCACCGAGUUUACCUGGCACCUGAACCUGCUCCGAGCCGCUUCGCAGACAUCAGUGAGCACUUAUCAAAGGAAGCCCGGGCCCCCCUGAUUGGCCCCUACAUUUCCAUCCUCAAGGACGUGGAAUACCUCGGCUGUGAAGAUGAGCUUUGUGACCUGGCACAGAGUAAAAAACAAAUUAAACUCUGUGAGUGAGUGUGUAGGGGGAGUUGGGGCUGAGGGGGCCUGGCUUGUCUUGGACACGGGCAAGGGGGGCUUCAAGGAGAAAAGGUUGUGAAGCACUGCUCUGAUGGAUAACACCCCAUGUCACAAAGCCCAGAUCGUCUCAGGCUGGCUUCUUGAACAUCACCAUGAGGUCACUGUACUCAGAUGGCCUCCACAGUCACCAGAUCUCAAACCAACAGAGCGCCUUCGGGAUGUGGUGGAACGGGAGCCUCGUGGAUGUGCAGCCGACAAAUCUGCAGCAACUUUGCGAUGCUGUCAUGUCAGUGUGAACCAAAACCUCUGAGGAAUGUUUCCAACACUGUGUUGAAUCUGUGCCACCAAGAUUUAAGGCAGUGCUGAAGGAAAAAGGGGGUCCAACCCCAUGCUAUCUGCACGGUCCCCCCGGGACCCGUGACGGUCCCGGAGAACAACACGGCUGACGUCCAGCUGGUGAAGAUCAGCUCCGGCAGUGAUGUGAACCUGAGGGUGGCAGUGAACCCUGAGGAUCUGUUUUAUCUGAAGGGAAACGCCCUGAUGGUGAAGAAAGGACUCGACUACGAGUCGCUUUCCAGUGCAGCUCUGGUGGUUUGGGUGCAGUGCAGCAGAGUCGGCUCCAGAUCUGUCAACGAGUCCGUCGAAGUUCUGGUCGAAAAUUUGAACGACAACCCGCCAAACUUUGCACAGAGCCACUUCAUACUGGAGGUGAACGAGCUCACUGCGGUCAACUCCAGCGUCGGACUGAUCGAAGCCACAGACGUGGACUCAGAGCCGCUGUACUACCGCUUGGAGUCUGCAACAGAUAAAUAUUUCCGCCUGGAAAACGUCAACAGUCCAAAGAUACUCGUUAAAAGCAUCCUGGACUACGACACCGUGCAGAAGAUCUCUCUGGUUUUACACGUGCAGGACACGUUCAACGGCUCGGCCUCCAACAAGCCCUUCUUCACGUCUGUGGCCUCCAUCACGGUCCUCGUGAAGGACAUCGAUAACCGGCCCCCGUGGUUUCAGCCUUGCUUGAGGACCAACUUAGGAAUUGCUAAACUGUGUGUGAGCGGCGGCUACAGAGGCAAAGUCAACCUCACUGAGAAGGAGGAGGGUCCACUGGUGCUGGAGCCUGGUCCGGUGUUCGCCAGGGACGGAGACAAGAACCGGAGUGAGCAGAUCAGCUACAGAAUCCUGCGAGGAAAUGAGGGGAAUAUCUUCCAGAUUGAUGAGGAAACGGGGAACAUCACCAUGACUAAAGCUGCUGAUAUCAUCGGCCCGAUAACCCUCACCGUUCUGGCGUCACAGGUGACCAACAGGGAUCAGUUUGCUGUGACUCAGGUGACCAUCGAGGUGAUGAAGAAGAGCAGGAACCCUCCUCGCUUUGAGAAGGAGCGAUACGAAGGAUUUAUCUACAGCAACUCCGUCCCCGAGAGCAUGAUCCUCCGAGACCGAAGCACCAACCGGCCCUUCAGGGUCCGAGCUCGGGACGAGGACUUCGCCGCUGGUGUGAAUCCAGAUGUGAAGUACGAGGUUCAGUACAGCAGCUACGUCAACGUGACCUCAGAUGGUUUUGUGAUCCUGAAGCGAGUUGUGAAGACGGAGUCCUUCGCGCUUCAGCUCAGAGCAGUGGACACAACAACAGGGGAGUUUGGAACAGCUGCUCUCUCAGUUCAGGUCAUACCUGCUGUGGCCGUCCCGUCUCCCUCGAACGUGGGCUACCGUCCGGGCGACAUGGCGCUGCUGGGUCUGGUCAUGGCCGCCCUGCUCGUCCUCUGCCUCAUUGUGAUUGGAUUCCUGAUUUCCCGCUUGUGGAAAGGAAAUGCCAGCAUGGACAAAAUAUGUGAGUGCCUGGGCCCCUGCCUGAAGUCCGACCAGCCCCGGACCGGCCACAGGGACUCCCUGCAGUACACCAACGACGGCUUCCAGAAUGAGGGCGACCCGAGCCGUGGGGGUGCCAGGCGCUGGAACAACGCCCUUCCCAGGCGGAGCACCUGCCCCCAGCCACGAGGCCGCGUCAUCCCCCUGGAGAGACGGAGCCGCCACUGCUCCUCCUGUGGCGUCUACACCAAUCACGUCCCCAAGGGGAGCCCCUCUGUGAGACCGUCCAGAAGGGGCAGAGGAGACGGGGACGAGUACGGCAUGAGGUCGAUCCUGACCAAGCAGAGGAGGAAGGAGGGCCAGAAGACGGUGUGGUUCAAGGAGAGCGAGGACUCCUCGGACAUCGAGGUGGAGAUUAUCCCAGACACUGUGGGCCGGGUGGAGGAGGAGACCGAGGAGGAGCUGGACAGGGAGGUGGAGAUGGAGGGGGUCGUCAGAGAUCCCGCAGCCCCGCUGAGAGAGCCUGAUGGCGGGCAGGAGAGCACAGAGCCCAGUGAAGAGCAGGACCGUGGAAAUACGAGCCCGGACAAAACGCCGGUCAGCCAGGAGCAGCAGGGCUGACAGCUGAGGUCGGACUCGAGUCGGAGAAAAUGUUCACCAGACUGAGCUGUUUGUUUACUGGUCACUUUUUGGAGACGGCAGCCUGAAGCAGAGGUCUCAGCAGUCCAGCUUCUUCCGACAUCUCUGGAUAGCUGCAGCAAACCUCCAGGACUGAUCCAAGGAUCCAAAAAGUAUUUAUUUUCUACUGUGAGUAUUUACUGAAGUAAUAACUCUAAACUCUCGUCUCUGUGGUGUUGGCCAAGUGUACACUGUGAGGUGAGAUAACUCUGAGUCAGCUUGGGUCUUAUCUUGGUUCUUUCUGGUCAUGCAUUGUACUCACUAAAUUAAUUGCAGCAACAUCUGCACAACAAAGUCCGCUGAGACAAAAGAUGCAAGCAGUUAUGGAAGACGGCAAACAAACGAAGGUGAGCGAAAAAUAUGACUGAAACGUUCCAUUGCAAAUGUUCGGUACAGUUUACACACCAUCUCUGUGAUUUAAAAUGGACUUUAACACACACUUUUCCUGCUGAGGUUUAGAGGUUGAUGAUUGAAGUCUACAUGCUGCCGUGUCUGUAACUGGAGCUGUGGAUGUCCUGGAAGUGACAUCAUUACGUAGACGCAUUACGUAGUAAAAAUAGCCUUUAAAGUUAUAUUGUAUAAUAAUUUGUCAUCUGUCUUUGCACGU